CUCAAAUGAACAAGCCGAAUAGACACUGUCUAACGAGCAGUAGAGCCGAGUAGACGGGUCCAAAAAGAUAGUCAGUAUCGAAUCGUGGGGCGGUCGCCGAGGGUAUAUUUUAAGCAAAUUCUGUAUUAAUUAGUUGAAGAUUCGUUCGUCAUUCAAACGCUUAGUGCAUUCAAAAAAUCAUGAAGUGGUUUUUGUUCUUGAUGACAAUUGCCAUUUGGCAAUGCAUACAAGUAACAGGCAAUUCUGUGAAUCAACGGAAACGUGCGAUACCUUAUUCGGAAGGGUGUACGAACGACUAUUCGUUCUUACCGAACCGUGAUGCACAAAAAGUAAAUCAUUCUUCAUCGAUUAAUACAAGCAGUUCUGUGAGUCAACGCAAACCUCGAUCACUGAUAAAUCCAUUGUUUUCAAUUGAAUAUCCGUCCUCGUGGUACCGUGAUGAAGUACCAAAAGAAGUAUAUUCAUUUUUACCGUUUUAUAGAGGCUUGCGGAGUGCAACAAAGAACGAACCAGAACAUGCAACUAAAGGUGAAAAUAAUGACAAAGAAAGGAAACCUACGAGCCACAUACAAAUAAGGGAAAACAAUACUGAGAUACUGGAAGUAAAAAAAGAAGACUAUCAUGUAAAUGAUGAAGUAUUGAAAAUUUUUGUGAACUGUUUUGUAAAAGUAUUGCUAGCAUAUUUGAAAGAAAAUAAAGAAGAGUAUAGGAGAUUAGAAGACAAUAACAAAACAAGUCUGGGUGAAAGUAAUGACAAAGAAAGGAAACCUACGAGCCACAUACAAAUAAGGGAAAACGAUACUGAGACACUGGAAGUAAAAAGAGAAGACUAUCAUGUAAAUGAUGAAGUAUGGAAAACUUUUGUGAACCGUGUAAAAGAAUCGCUAGCAUUUUUGAAUGAAAAAGAAGAAGAGUGUAAGACAUUAGAAAACAAUGAAAAAUCAGAAGAUCCGGAAGAAAUGGAAGAAUUACCGAGACGCAUAUUGCCUUUCCUGUAUUAUUGGGGUAGAGGAUAAAAUUCUUUAUCUGUUUUUUAAUCUCUAACAGUAAUUAAUUAUCUUCACAAUUGUUGAUACACCUUAGAAAUUGUAUCGUACAUUUGAUGUGUUUUUAGAGAAAGAAAUAAAUUUUUAUUCCAACAGUAA
Messenger RNA from Linepithema humile (Argentine ant), 1145 nucleotides. NCBI's taxonomy places the organism in Eukaryota, Metazoa, Arthropoda, Insecta, Hymenoptera, Formicidae. The record is from RefSeq and is a predicted model, not a curated record.